Messenger RNA from Anarrhichthys ocellatus (wolf-eel), 1503 nucleotides. RefSeq names its product cytoplasmic tRNA 2-thiolation protein 2-like. The transcript has 9 exons. The record is from RefSeq and is a predicted model, not a curated record. Gene Ontology annotation, biological process: tRNA wobble position uridine thiolation. Gene Ontology annotation, cellular component: cytosol. The coding region runs from base 362 to 1252 and encodes 296 amino acids. Gene Ontology annotation, molecular function: tRNA binding; sulfurtransferase activity. NCBI's taxonomy places the organism in Eukaryota, Metazoa, Chordata, Actinopteri, Perciformes, Anarhichadidae.
CACACCGUCAUACAGGUGCAUAGCCGAAACAACUGCUGUCACUCUUCAACAGGCAGCAGAAUAUAUUAUUCGCCGCUAGGGGCGCUACGGUCAGAGCUACUUAGAAACAGUCAAGGAAAAAGAAAUACCGUGAUUUACCGUGAAACCGCCAGAAUCUUAAAAAAUACCGUGAUACAAACUUUUGGUCAUACCGCCCAGCACGACAUUAAGGUUCUACAGUCGCUGAAUCCUCUUCUGUCUUCAUGUUGCUUCUGUAUUUAGUUUCAAGGGCCAUCGGGAAUAGUACACCUCCAUUAAUAAUUCAUAUGAAACCAUUGUUGGAUACAAACAGGAGGCCAAGAGAUGAUUCAAACACAAACUCAUGUUGAGAAAGUCCAAUCUGUCAUUUUGUUCUCCUCAAAGGCAGCAUCUGCUGGUGCACACGGCUCGCACUGAAGGCUACAGUAAGGUGUUGCUGGGAGACAACUGCACCAGACUGGCUGUCAAACUGCUCACCAGUAUAUCACUGGGCAGAGGAGCACAGCUGGCUCAGGACACGGGUUUCUCAGACUCCAGGUAUGGGGACAUCAUAUUAGUGAGGCCAAUGAGGGACUACUCGGCUAAAGAAAUAGCUUACUACAACCGCAUGUUCGGCGUGCCCUCUGUUUUCAUACUGAGCCUGGACACGAAGACAGCAGACAAGUCGAGCAUCCAGCGUCUGACAGAGAGCUUUGUCACCAGACUGCAGGCAGACUUCCCCUCUACUGUCAGCACCAUCUACAGGACCAGUGAGAAGCUGCAGACGUGUAAGAGCUCCUCCACAGCUGACCACUGUGACAGAUGUCUGCUCUGCAUGUGUGCCCUGGACACAGCUGUUGAGAAUGCUUCAGCCUUCCAGGCCACGCUGAUCUCAGAGCAGCUCUCUCAGACUAAAGCACCAGGAGCUACCAGUGCUGCGGUCCUAAGACAAAACCCAGCUCCACUGGAGCCAGAAUCCACUGCUGCCACUGGACAGUGCUGCUCCUCUGGUGGAGGAGAGGAUUGUGGGAAAGCAGUAGGUGGUGUAGGCUGCUGUUCGUCUGCCAAGGGACCAGAGCGCACCGAUCUGAGGAGCCUGUUGUGUUACAGCUGUCAGCUGACCAUCAGAGACAUGUCGUCGGUGGAACGUCUCCCGCACUACAUCCUGUCUGAGGCUCAGAGGAGGCAGAGGAGGUCUCAGAUGAGAGAGGACAUCGGUGAGUUCCUGCUGGAUGAAGGUGACGAAGGCGAUUAGAGGAAGUGAAGCUGCAACCGUCCACUCUGAAGAAAUGUACAACACAACUAUGCUCAUUUCAACCUGCAGGAUUGGGAUUUAUCAAUGCUUAACACGUAUAUCGAUGUACAUGUCCUGUAGGCUGCGGUCUGUUCUAACAUGGUCUAAUUCAAAUAUGCGCUCAAACUGGUGAAUUCAAACCCAGCACACACACCAUUAGUUCAUUGUUACUGCAUUCCACAAACAGAACAUAAUAAAGUGUCUUUAUUUUC